UGAGUAUUAUUGACAUAUGACUGAUAUCUUGACGGUGUAAAUCCCUGUGCCAGUCUACAAAAGCUUGUUCGGGGCAUAGAAUCACACUUUGCGAGGAAAUUUUCCAUUGACGCAACAAGUGCUCUAUGGUUAAAGCGGUUGCUCAACAUCAAUUGCGUAAUGCAAAAUUUUUUCAAGCUUUUUCAAGGACCACGGCAGCGAGUAAACCACUCGAGAUGCGAGUUCACUUGUUUGUUGUGGUUCCACAUCCAAGAGUCGCAGGCCGCCCGUCAUGGCAUCGACCGCACAUGCACAGACUAUGUUUACAGGGUGUUGAAGAUGGCAGUGUGGAUCCAGGCCCAGCAGCUCCAGGGGGAUGCUCUGCACCAGAUGCAGUCACUGUACGGUCAGCACUUCCCCAUCGAGGUGCGCCACUAUCUGUCCCAGUGGAUCGAGGGCCAGCUCUGGGAUGUCAUAGACCUGGAGAACCCGCAGGAGGAGUUCAAGGCCAAACGCCUGCUGGACAGUCUGAUACAGGAGCUGCAGAACAAGGCUGAGCACCAGGUGGGAGAAGACGGCUUCCUCCUCAAAAUCAAACUGGGACACUACGCCAGCCAGCUCAAGAGCACGUAUGACCGCUGUCCUCUGGAGUUGGUCCGAUGCAUCAAACACAUCCUCUACACAGAGCAGAGGCUUGUCAGGGAGGCGACAAAUUCGAGCUCUCCGGUCGGCGGGAUGAUGGACAGCAUGUCCCAGAAAUACCAGCAGAUCAACCAGGCCUUCGAGGAGCUUCGUCUCAUGACGCAGGACACGGAGAACGAGCUGCGCAAGCUCCAGCACAACCAGGAGUACUUCAUCAUCCAGUACCAGGAGAGCCUCCGCAUCCAGGCUCAGCUGACCAGCCUGUCCACGCUGCCCCCUGCUGACAGACAGCUACGGGAGCCCGCCCUCCUCAGCAAGAGAGCCACUGUGGAGGCAUGGCUGACCAGAGAGGCCAACACACUACAGAAAUACAGACUGGACCUCGCAGAGAAGCAUCAGAAAACACUGCAGCUGUUAAGGAAGCAGCAGACCAUCAUUCUGGACGACGAGCUAAUCCAGUGGAAGAGACGGCAACAGCUGGCGGGCAACGGGGGCCCGCCGGAGGGAGGCCUGGACAUCCUGCAGUCCUGGUGUGAGAAGCUGGCAGAGACUAUCUGGCAGAACAGGCAGCAGAUUCGGAGGGCAGAGCACCUCAGACAACAGCUGCCCAUCCCCGGCCCCAUAGAGGAGCUCCUCAACGAACUCAACAGCACAAUCACAGAUAUCAUUUCAGCAUUGGUCACCAGCACCUUCAUUAUCGAGAAACAGCCACCGCAGGUGUUGAAAACCCAGACCAAGUUUGCCGCCACGGUGCGACUCUUAGUGGGCGGGAAGUUGAACGUGCACAUGAACCCUCCUCAGGUCAAAGCCACCAUCAUCAGCGAACAGCAAGCCAAGGCCCUGCUGAAGAACGAGAACACGAGGAACGACAGCAGCGGGGAGAUUCUCAACAAUAACUGUGUGAUGGAAUACCACCAGACUACGGGCACUCUCAGCGCCCACUUCAGGAACAUGUCUUUGAAGAGGAUCAAGCGAUCGGACCGGCGAGGGGCAGAGUCCGUCACGGAGGAGAAGUUCACCAUUCUGUUCGAGUCCCAGUUCAGUGUUGGAGGCAAUGAGCUCGUCUUUCAAGUGAAGACGUUAUCGCUUCCUGUAGUGGUGAUAGUUCACGGUAGCCAAGACAAUAACGCCACGGCAACGGUGCUGUGGGACAACGCUUUCGCAGAGCCGGGACGGGUGCCUUUCCUCGUGCCUGACAAAGUGCUCUGGCCUCAGCUGUGCGACGCCAUCAACAUGAAAUACAAGGCGGAGGUGCAGAGCAACCGAGGCCUGUCUGAGGAGAAUCUGGUCUUCCUGGCUCAAAAGGCCUUCAGCAUCUCCAGCAACAACCCCGACGACUACCGCAACAUGACGAUGACCUGGUCACAGUUCAACAGGGAGAGCUUGCCAGGGAGGAACUUCACGUUUUGGCAGUGGUUUGACGGUGUGAUGGAACUCACAAAAAAGCAUCUGAAACCGCACUGGAAUGACGGGGCCAUCUUGGGCUUCGUGAACAAGCAGCAGGCUCAGGACAUGCUGAUGUCCAAACCCAACGGCACUUUCCUUCUGCGCUUCAGCGACUCUGAGAUCGGAGGAAUCACAAUAGCUUGGGUGGCCGAAAAUCCCAACAAAGCAGGUGAGCGAAUGGUGUGGAACCUCAUGCCCUACACAACCAAAGACUUCUCCAUCCGAUCCCUGGCCGACCGCAUCAGCGAUCUCAAUCACCUCCUGUUCCUCUACCCCGACAGACCCAAGGACGAGGUUUUCUCCAAAUAUUACACCCCACCCCUCUCCAAAGCAGUGGACGGCUACGUGAAACCGCAGAUCAAACAAGUGGUGCCCGAGUUUGCCACAGCCAAUCCAGACCCGGCGAGCGGGAACCAAACCUACAUGGAUCACGGCGCGUCCCCAGCACCUGUCAGUCACCCUCACACCUAUGGCAUAUACCCGCCUAUCUUGUCUGAGUGUGAGUGGCUCCUCUCUGUGUCCUGUGGCAGGAGCGACUCUAUGUUGGACACGGACGGAGACUUUGACCUGGACGACACCAUGGACGUGGCGCGGCACGUAGAGGAGCUCCUGCGGCGGCCCGUAGAGAGCCAGUGGGGCGGCCCACAGUCAUGACCCCUGACCUCUCAACCCGCAACAACACCAAACGAACCCUGCCUCCCAAGUUGCCGCCACUCGCAUUGACAUCUCUCAUGGUUUUAAUUCCAUUCGUUUUCAUCUUUUUUGUUUCAGAUAGCUAUAAUGUGAAAUGUUGAUAAUGGUUGUGAUCUUAUUUUAGUUUUUUUUCUUUACAGCAUGAGAGCAUGCAUGUCAGUGACUCUUAGUUUUACUUGUGUCCAUAAGUGUUUGUAAAAACAGAUUUAGGUAUGACGCAAAAACCUACAUGUUACAGUAUUGUGAAAAAGAAAAGAAGAAAUAAUGUCCGUUCACAUUGUGCAUGCAUUUCCAGUUGAUUUUGAACAGAUUUAAACAAAUAUGCUACUGUACGUAGUCAUUUUAACAGUUGAAUGUUUUUAUUUUUGUUAUUAUUUUCUUCUUUUGUAAAUGGGUUAUCAGUAUUUUCAUAGUGACAUUGAACCUGCCCUAUGACAAAAAAGAAACUAGUGAAUAGUUUUGCUUUGGCUCUAAACUACGUAAAUCGUCGCUGCUCCGCAGAGUAAGUCUGUUUUGUUUUUUUUCAGACACACUAACGUAAAGGCAGAGUCUCUGUCUUCGCUCUCUGCGACUGACGGCACACACACACAUCAGCGCAGCACGGCGACGUAUUUGUUCUGAUUGUUUUUUCACCAGCUGAAACCCCAUGAGAGGGGAGGGCGGUUCACGCCCCUUCCCCCUCGCUCUCACAGGGCUAUCUCUCUUCUGUUUGUAUACACAGAAAUGCAAAUCUGAGCAUUUACCCAGCGCUGCCUGCUUCUCCUCUCAGGUCCCUCUGUUCCCCUCAUCGAUGCUACCUCGCAUUAUUCUACUGACAGUCGUUGUUACUCUCUGUUGUUGUUGUCGUUGUUGUUGUCGUCUCCACAUUGCACCACGUUCACACCAGCAGGCACCGUCUUUGGGUUUGUGUUCUCGUUCAUCUCUGUACGAGUGAAGUAAGUUCCCUCGCUGCCUGAGGUCGACUUUUGUCGGCUGUUUUUUUCUUUUUCUUUGUAAAUGCUUGAAAACCACUCACCUGAUGAAGUCUCGGAUCAUGAAGUGUCACGUCUGGUCGGUCUGUGUCUGAAUAUUCUGGGGCAGUGCGCCUUCUCCCUUCUGACUUCUCCGCCUGCCUAUCCGUCCACUUGUUCCUGUACUUGUGUCACGACACUGUGACAAAACCGGCGUGUGCAUGUCUCUCUCUGUGUGUGUGUGUGUGUGUGUGUGUGUGUGUGUGUGUGUGUGUGUGUGUGUGUGUGUGUGUGUGUGUGUGUGUGUGUGUGUGUGUGUGUGUGUGUGUGUGUGUGUGUGUGUGUGUGUGUGUGUGUGUGUGUGUGUGUGUGUGUGUGUGUGUGUGCGCGCGUGUGUCUGUGUGUGUGUGUGUGUGACAUCACGGCCCUCGCCAGCAGCUGAAGUCGCAAGGCAUAGACGGAUCGGUGCAGGCUCUGAAUGCUUUGCACAGUGUCCCCGGGCCACAUAUAGAACACAAGCUUGUUGAGUCGAGUCAGACCGUCUCUUUUGUCUGGCUUUUGUUUUUCAGUCCAGCUUAGUCGUCAUUGUGCGCCCCCCCCCCCCCCCCCCCCCCCCCCCCCCCCCCCCCCUUUUUUUAAACUACACAUGAAAGAUAACAGAGUAGUAAAAAAAUGUUGAGACUAAUUCCCCCCACCGCCUCCGCUUGAUACAAACAAUUACACACAGAACACUUGAUUGAAAAACGUGUCAUCGACAGCAGCCUUGCACCUCAGGAAGAAAUCGCUUUGCUCAGCUGAUGUAUAAGCCAAAUAGAAGAUGAUCUAUGUAUACAGAGUAUAUGAAUUUAUUUUCUCUAUCAUAAUUCUAUUUUAUUAUUGUUUCUCUCUGGCACUCCCCCUAAAUGAAUGUAACCCCUUUGCAUGACCCUGUCGGGGAUUCACUUACAAAGCACCUCGCCCAGUCUUGAGCAGGAGUUUCACUUCACCAUGAAGCAUCAGUCGGAAAAAAAAUUAAAAGGACAAACGGAGCAACUGGAAAUCGGAGAAGAAGAAUUUAUGAUGUACUUUGUGCGACAGACAUUACAGUGUUCAAAAAUAUUCCCUCAUGUUCCAUUUCAUUUCUUUUGUAUCUCAAAGCGUUCAUCACUGUUUUGGAAUCUCAGCCCUCCACGGGGCAGUCUUGUGAUAUAUCCUUCAUUACCAUUAUUCUCAUAAUUUGUUGAGCUUUGUUCCACUGUAGACUGUGUAUUUUUUUUUUCUUUUUUCGACGAUAUAGAUUGCGCUGUGUGCUGUUUCGAUGUAUGUACCAUGUUUGUGGCUCGGGUUUUGAUUUCCCUUGGAGGUUUUUCUAAGAGAAACAGCCGAGUCGAGUUGAAAAGAAGAAAAAUAAAGUUUUAUAAAUAAUUUGAA
Messenger RNA from Scophthalmus maximus (turbot), 5120 nucleotides. It is a transcript of the gene stat5a, whose product is annotated as signal transducer and activator of transcription 5a. The record is from RefSeq and is a predicted model, not a curated record. The transcript is spliced from 19 exons. Gene Ontology annotation, molecular function: RNA polymerase II cis-regulatory region sequence-specific DNA binding; DNA-binding transcription factor activity, RNA polymerase II-specific. Bases 160 to 2721 code for a protein of 853 amino acids. Lineage: Eukaryota; Metazoa; Chordata; Actinopteri; Pleuronectiformes; Scophthalmidae. Gene Ontology annotation, biological process: regulation of cell population proliferation; response to peptide hormone; growth hormone receptor signaling pathway via JAK-STAT.